Messenger RNA from Gekko japonicus, 2140 nucleotides. It is a transcript of the gene FASTKD3, whose product is annotated as FAST kinase domains 3. The transcript has 7 exons. Gene Ontology annotation, biological process: mitochondrial RNA processing; regulation of mitochondrial mRNA stability. Gene Ontology annotation, molecular function: RNA binding. Bases 52 to 2031 code for a protein of 659 amino acids. The record is from RefSeq and is a predicted model, not a curated record. Gene Ontology annotation, cellular component: mitochondrial matrix; ribonucleoprotein granule. Lineage: Eukaryota; Metazoa; Chordata; Lepidosauria; Squamata; Gekkonidae.
UGCGUGCAAGAAGGAAGAACUCCGGGACCAUGUUCACACAGCUGACCUGAGAUGGCCUUGAUACAUUUAAAAUGUUUCCGAGCGUGGACUUCCAGAGUACGAGCCUGCAGGCCGCUACUGACUGGAGGGAGAGUUGUACACCACGUUGGUCCAGAAAGAGGGCCACUGUGCCACUAUGGCUCGUCAGCCUUGCAGAGAGCAUGUUCGGUGACAGGUGUGCAGGGCACGGUUCGUAGAAAUCAUCACGUGGCGCUGGGAAGUCCUCCCAGCUCCACCAUGGGAACAGGGAACCUCCAUGGAGAGGCAGGUAAUCAUUUCCGAUCAAAUAGCAAACAGACAGAGGAACAGCAGCUUUUGAAGGCGUUAGACAAUUGCCAGUCAUAUGAAGAAAUUUUCAGAUUUGUGAACUCCCUGGAAAGUUUAACGGACACCACAGUGGCAGCUGUCUUCCAGCGGCUCUGUGAUGUUGACGUGGAGGAUGGGAGGCCGAAGCAUGCCGAGGACCUUGCAGAGGACGCCGUCUUCCAGUCUCUUUGCUUCCAGCUGGAACGAGAAUCUCCAAACCUGUCUGAUGCUGGUCUCGUGAAUUCGCUGAGCUCCUUGAUAAAGUUGCGUGUGGACCCGUGGAGCACCCUGGUCGUUCGUUUGCUAUCAGAGAGCCGGGAACGUCUCAGUAAGGGCCAGCUGAGCAUCAGAGAUUCGUGUGUCCUUGCGGAGGGCUUAUUGGACCUAGAAGGUCCAGACUGUGCAAUGCUGGAACACAUUAUGGACCAGGUGCAGAGUACAAAUCUCGAGGACUGGACGUCUGAUGAAAUGGUCAUGGUGUACAGGAUCCUGCAGUUGGGUGUAGGAAAGAGAGGGAAAUACCAGGACCUGUUGAACAAAAUGAACCAUUUCACUGUGAGUCAGGUUUCUAAGUUCAGCCCCAAACUGACGAGCGCAGUGCUAAACGCUCUGGUGGUUCUUGAUCAAACCCAAGCUAUCCCCCUGGUGAUAAAGUUUUGCAAGUAUUCUAUACGCCACAUUCCCUCUUUCACAGACGACGAAAUCAUUCACGUGCUAGAGGCGUUCAUUCAUUUUGGACACAACGAUCCGCUCUUCACAGAAGCCCUAGAAAGACACGUCGCUAAGCACGCCUUCGCCAUGCACCCCAAGGUGGUCUCCAAAGUCAUGCAGUACUGCCGCAGGAAGCGCAUCCUUUCCAAAACCAUCUUCAAUGCAGUGGCGGAGAGUUUCAUUUACAAUGCAGAUGGUUUCACCACCACUCAGAUUGCUGAACAGAUCAUUCCAUUUGGACAACUCAACUACCUGCCACCAUGUGCUCCGUCCCUCUUCCGGAAACUGGAAAGGGUGCUCAGCACCCGAUUUGCUCAAUUUCAGUCCCAUGUGCUGCUGAGCCUGCUUCACUCUUGCACCCUGGUUGAACGCUACCCACUCAAUUUUCUGGCUAAAGUAUUUAGUCCUUAUUUUUUGCAGCAGUUGCAAGCUGAAGGACCCGGUUUGACAAGAUCCGUCUUGUCUCAGUUGACCCAGCUGUUUCUAACGGUGACAAUGGAAUGUCCAUCCUACGAGGGUCCCAAGCUGCUUCCAAAAUAUCGAGUCAAGUCAUUUCUUAUGGCAGGCCAUUCGCUGGAGUCCCCUGUAGACACUCAUUUCUACUUCCAAGUCAAGGCAGGCCUGAUUGACCUCUUGGGGGCCCGGAUGUAUUUUGCCUCCCACGUGUUGACCCCUAACUGCUAUACUAUAGAUAUUGAGAUUAAACUUGACGAAGAAGGGCUUGUAUUGCCUGCCGUCCAAUACGAUGAGGUGAGCCACAGAAUAGCUCUCUGUAUUGAUGAUCAAAAGAGGUUCUGCAUCAACAGCCAUAACCUCCUGGGAAAAGAAGCCAUUAAGAGAAGGCACCUGAAGCUGGUUGGUUAUGAAGUGGUACAGAUUCCAUUCUUCGAAUUUGAAUUGCUGGAGAGCCAAACCGAUAUAGUGGACUAUCUACACAAGAAAAUUUUCCCCAACUCCUACAGACUCAGCUGGUGACGCAACCAAAUCCAAAUAACACUGCAGAGAAUGACUUUAUUCCGUUGGUUUUUUGGAAAUUCUCGAUUUGAUAAGCCAGUUUGUUUCUUUUUUUAAAAAAAAAACCCAG